Messenger RNA from Phanerochaete carnosa HHB-10118-sp, 1152 nucleotides. RefSeq lists its product as uncharacterized. Lineage: Eukaryota; Fungi; Basidiomycota; Agaricomycetes; Polyporales; Phanerochaetaceae. The record is from RefSeq and is a predicted model, not a curated record. The coding region runs from base 1 to 1152 and encodes 383 amino acids. The transcript is spliced from 4 exons.
AUGUCUGCUUGGGCUCCCCCUCCUCUACCUACCACCAAGCUCGGCAUCCAUAGGCAGCUUUCCUCUCGUGCGGGUGUACAUGUCUCGCCCAUUCAGCUGGGUGCCAUGAGCAUCGGCGACAAGUGGCAUCCGUUUGGCUUUGGCAGCAUGAACAAAGAAUCCAGUUUCAAGCUGCUGGACGCAUUCUACAGCGCCGGCGGCAACUUCAUCGACACCGCUAAUGCCUACCAAGACGAGUCUUCCGAGGAAUUCCUCGGCGAGUGGAUGGAGCAGCGCGGCAUCCGCGACCAGAUUGUGCUCGCCACCAAGUACACGACCAACUUCCGUCGUGGAAAGGGCGGCCAGCACAGCACCUUCGUCGGCAACAACGUCAAGUCCAUGCACGUCUCCGUCGCUGCGUCCCUCGAGAAGCUUCGUACCGACUACAUCGACAUCCUCUAUGUCCACUGGUGGGACUAUGCCACCUCUGUGGAGGAGGUAGUGGACGGCCUGCACACUCUCGUCCAACAGGGCAAGGUCCUGUACCUCGGUAUCUCCGACACGCCCGCAUGGAUCGUCGCGCAAGCGAACACGUACGCGCGAUGCAUGGGCAAGACACCGUUUUCGAUCUACCAGGGCAAGUGGAGCAUCAUGGACCGCGACCUCGAGCGCGACAUUUUGCCCAUGUGCGUCGCCCAAGGCAUGGCCAUCGCGCCGUGGAACGUCCUCGCCGGGGGGAAAAUCCGUACCGACGCCGAAGAACAACGCCGCCUCGAGUCCGGAGAGCAGGGUCGCCAGCUCUUCGCAGACUGGAAGCGCACGCCCGAGGAACGCAAGGUCUGCCUCGAGCUCGAGCAAGUUGCGAAGGAGGUCGGAGCGAAGGCUAUCACGUCGGUCGCGAUCGCGUGGAUCAUGCAGAAGGCGCCGCACGUCUUCCCCAUCAUUGGCGGGCGGAAGGUCGAGCACCUGCACGACAACAUCGAGGCGCUGUCGAUCCGCCUGAGCGACGAGCAGAUCGCGCGCCUGGACAACGUCGUGCCGCUCCACAAGGGAUUCCCUUACGACCCCGGCUUUGGCGAUGGUGAAGACUAUGGUUUCCUGUUCAAGUCCGCCGGUCACUUCCAGAAGUGGCCGAAGGCUGGCCCUAUCAAGCCUGAGCCCUCGACAAAGUAG